Molecule: messenger RNA, 3673 nt
Organism: [Torrubiella] hemipterigena
Lineage: Eukaryota; Fungi; Ascomycota; Sordariomycetes; Hypocreales; Clavicipitaceae
Source: the annotation of a GenBank genome assembly
GCAUUUGAACGGCUGAGCUGCACGAUUCAACUGCUGUUGGCCCGAUAUCGUCUGCGAUCCUUCACCGCGCAAUGCCUGCACAGGCGCCGCAGAUAAUAGCUCGCAAGGCCAACGGGGCAGCCGGCUCUGGGCAACAGGCAGCCGGCGAGCCAGCCAAGGAAAAGUCAGGCAAACGAUCUGGCCAUGGCCGCUCAAGACGGGGACGUGGAAGAGGCGACAAGAGAGGAGAAAAGAAGAAGGACGAGGCUGCCAAACCACGAGCUCCUAAACCAAAGCCCGUACUCGAUGGCUGCAAGGUUGUAGUCAGACGAAUCCCACCUUCCAUGACCGAGGCAGAAUUCAACACCAUCUUGGGCGAACCGUGGCAAGUUGGCCAGGGCAAGGUAGACUGGUUUUCUUACGCCAAGGGCAAGAUCCCUUCCGACACGGCAAAGAAUGCACGACCUGGAAGAGCAUACAUUCAUCUUAUUAAGAAGGAAGACGCCAUCAUCCUCGACGAAGCUGUCCGAGCCGCCACCUGGGAGGAUGCAAAAGGAUCUUUUACCAACUCGUGCCUUGUUGGCCCUCCUAUCCUCGAACACUCCAUCUACAAGAAAGUACCGCUCAACAAGAAACGUGGUGAUUCGCGACAGGGAACCAUCGACCAAGACCCCGAAUUCAUGGCCUUUUUAGAAGAGCUCGCCAACCCGCCCGGUCCCAAUGCCAAUGGUGAGGCCGACGAUGCCGAUGUUAAUCAAAAAGUUACGACUACGCCGCUUGUCGAAUUUCUUAAGGAGAAAAAGGCAGCCAAGAGUAAGGAAGCUGCUAAUAAGAAGCGCGAGGCUAAGAACAAGACCGCUGCCGCCAAGGACGACGAGAGCUCGAAGAAGCGAUCCAAAGAUGGAAAGGAAGCAAAGGGCGACAAGGCAGACAAGGCAACCAAAGAGCCCGUCAAGAUUCUCUCUAAAAAGGCUGCUAAUGCUGCUGCCUCGUCUAGUGUUGACAAUGGAAAGAAGGCUACUGCGAAAAAUGUGCCUGAAGCUACUACUACAUCUACGACUGAGGACGCACCCAAGAGCCGUCGCGCUGGCAUCGCCGCUGCUGCCAAGAUUCUUCAACGUGAACAAGGCUUGAGUCCUGGAACAGCGCAUCGCAAAGCAAGACAGGAAGCAUCAAAGCCAGAGGCUACUGCGGCCAAGUCCAGUGGCGGCGGAAAGGAAAAAGCUGGUGCUGAUGGAACUGCUGGCACCGAAGCUGAAGCCACGGACGCCAACAAGUCUCGCCCUUCCACACCGACCGGCAAACAACAAAACACCCGCAAGCGUGGAGGCAAGGGUGCAGAGAAGAAGGCUGCCGCUGAGACACCUGCCCCAGUCCCUACCAUCUUGAAGCCACCAACCAUCCUGAAGAAGAAGCCCGAGGAGGCCAAGCCAGCCACUGAUGCCGCGGCCCCUGCUACCCCAUCUGCCACUCCGGCACCAACGAAUGUUAAACCCGCCGCCCAGGCAAAUGCGAAGUCCGGAGCUAAAUCUGGCUCUGGCAAGAAGCAGACCACCAUUAUACAAGAUGGAACCCGAGGAUUCGUGCGUCAUGUCAACAGUUCUCAGGGAAUCACCGAUGCUACGCUCCGAGAAGCAUUAUCUGCUUUCGGCACUGUGACAGCCGUUGAUGUCGACAAGCGCAAGGCAUUCGCCUACGUUGACUUCUCUGAUGCUGACGCAUUGACCAAGGCCAUUGCUGCCAGCCCCAUCACUGUGGCUCAAGGCUCCGUUAGUGUUAUGGAGCGUAAAGAGAAGAAGCCAACACCAGCACCAGCCAGCUCAGGAGCCGCAGCCGGUGAUAAGAAGGAUGAUAAGGAUAAAGAAAAGGAAAAGCCUGCUGGACGAGGUCGCCGAGGCCGUGGUGGAGGUGGCGGCGGCGGAAAGGCUUCCGCAGCAGCAAGUGCCGCACCCGCACCAGCUAGUGAUGGUAACGCCGCAGCUCCGGCUCCUACCCCAGCACCCGCGGAUGGCUCUGGUUGAAACUAGGCGGGACUGCAUAUAAUUGCAUUUUAAGCCGAUCUAUUGAAAGACCACCAAGCUGUGCCUGCUGCAUUGCGCUGACUGAGGCGUAUUCCGCGGGACGUCUAACAAACGCAAGCUGCGCAAGUAGUCCCUUACAGUCGCCCACGCGUGCAGCGAAAGCUGUGUGCCUUGUGCAACUAGAGAAGAAGAGUCCACCCCAGUAUUAUCAUUUAUGAUAUAUGUACCUUGUCUGAAGAGUCGGGUGACUCAGGUGACGGUACUUGAGAUGGACUUCAGGUCCAGCCCUACGGCGUCACGACGGAGAAGAGUGGUCUAGACGAAGACGGAACAUAUAUAAAGGAGAAAAAUACAAAACCUUUGUUUUUAUUGCGCAACGCUGUUCGUAACUGUGUCCUCGAGAGACGGCUAUAGAUAUCUACAAUACAAAUUCAUUACUUCUUCAUUUUGAUCUGCACACAUGGCAACUGUCUGCUCAGCUUAACCACGCAAUGGGAUAACACCAUCCAGCUUGGAGACACUUUCGCCCCAAACAGGCCCAGGCAAGACUCGCAGGGCAACCAAGGCAGCGUAGACUACCAUAGCAAACAGUAUGCCUGCGACAAAGGAGAACUUUUCUGACUUGAUACGGGCCACUCUGGCCUUGGCGUCGCCGAACCAGAGCACCUCUUUGAAAUGGCGUCGCGAGGUACGCAGCCCUGGGAGCCCAUCAAUGCUCCAAGCGUUGUCUCUGCGGUGAAUAUUGCCCUUAUUCGUAGCGACGUAUUUGCUAGCAGAUAGAUCGAGAGUAGGCCUCAUCUCAAAGACACAGCGCUCAUCAAGCUUACCGUUCUCGUGCAGUGGCUCAAACUGCUCCCGGAGAAGCUCCUCGUCAAACAUGGGAUGACCAGCCUCCGUCCUGCCAUUGUUCUCUGCGUCGGCAUAGAUACCCUUCUUGAUCAUAGGUACACCGUAGCCACAGCUCGUCUGGACCUGCCAGACCUUGCAGAUUAUGACGGCGCGGGCAGCAUCGAAUUCCUCGCGCUUGCCACCAGCGACUUUUUGGAGCAGGGCCGGGAAUCGGGGAUUGUCAAACUCGACGACCUCGGAGCGGCAAAAGAGGCGCAGGAUGCGCGGGGCCGGGCCGAAGCUGAUGAAGAGCAGGCAGAGGCGGCCGUUGUCGUAGCUGUGGGCAAUGGUCUCGCAGCCGGAGCCGAUGCGGUCAAUGUAGGCGCACUCGUUGGGGUUGAAGAUGGCAAAGUGGGAUUCGCAGAGGCCCUUGGGCGAGACGUUGACGCGGCGGCCGUGGGUGGCUGCAGAGCCUGUGAAGAAGACGGGUUGGCAUUUGGCCCAAGCGGCGAUGUUGUCGGGGAUGCUGUCGUAGAGCUUCAUGGUGUUUGCGUUGUGUGCUGUUGCUGCUACUGGUACCAGGUGAUCUUGGUGAUGAUUAUGAGUUGUUGGUAUAGCUGGUGCUGCAAAUUAUUAUUAUGAUGGAGAUAUAUCUUUUGAUGGAUAUGACACAAUAUUGGCGAUGGCCUUUGUUGGAAAAGGAAGAAGAAAUGGAAAAAGAAUAAGUAACACGAAAUACGGCUGGCGAUGGUGUUGUCGUGGUUGCGCCGGCCAUCGGCCUCCAAAUUCCAGCGGCUGCCACGCCCUGCCGUGUCAUUGCCGGUUGGCACUGAGGAGCACUGUAA